Arctia plantaginis is the source of this 480-nucleotide messenger RNA. The record is from the annotation of a GenBank genome assembly. Lineage: Eukaryota; Metazoa; Arthropoda; Insecta; Lepidoptera; Erebidae.
AUGAGGGGUAUCGACCCCCGAUUACAUGAACGUCUACCACUGUCCAUGUUUACUCAUGCCAUGGCAGUGCAUCUAAACCUUGAAAUUUUAGAACUCGCCAGAAAUGCAGGACAAAAUGUUCUCAAUCUCUCUGAUUCAAGGGAAAUACUCCCUGAUUACAAGGUAAUCCCGCAGGCGAUUGUUGACUACAUUUCACAUGUAGCAUGCGUCAUUACUCAGGAUGAGAAAGAAGUAAGAAUAAACCUCCCACCUGCAGCUAUACCACAAGGUCCGAUCCAUUUAAAAAAUAUAGAACAACCAAGCGGAUCAUUUGGGCAGAUAAACCCAGCAAAUCACAAUUUAUACGAAUGCUACGUCUCUCCACUCGUUACAUCAAAUCGAGUAUUAGCACCAAUGCAAAAUCAGUCAGACUAUCUACCGUUGCCAGACGCUUUCAUACCUGGACAACUUCUACCAAAUAGGAAUUUAUUAGGAUACUAG